CGCGACCGUGAACAGACGACUCCUAGGAGCCACGAAGGCGCCGCGACGCCGCGCUAUCUUGCGGGCCGCUGGGAGGGGCCUCCUUGCCGGCCCGGCCCAAAAAAGCCGCGCGCGAGGCGCAAAACCGACGCAUCGCCGGCCCGAGGCAGCCACCGCACCGCCAGCUAUCCAUCGGACAAAAGCGCCGCAGCCCCAGCCCCCAGAAAACGACGAGCGCUCAUGGGCCAGCAGACAUCAUCACACAACGACGCGCCGCCGCCGCCAUCAAUACCGUUAACGCCGCGCUGCGGGCGCGCCGUCCGCCAAGUGAACGACGUUUUAGAAAGGGGCGGCUGGCGCGUCUUCGAGAGCUGCGACGACGACUUCACCGGCGUCGUUGCAAUAGAAGAAAUAAGGGCCAAGUUCAUUGAAGUAUUACGGUCGUCCACGACGGCGUCGUCGCUAUCAUUGCCUGCUUUAAACGCCUUCCUCGCCUGUUGCGAUCGGGGCGACGGGUUUGUGGACCACGGCGGGUGGAACGUGUUAAGGGAGAACGUCGCUCGCAUAGCAAAGCGGGAAACAAUUGAGGCGCCGCCGGGCCAUCCGCAAGGUGCGCUGGUCGUGCUGCCGCCCGGCGCUCUGGUACGGGAGGGUGUUCAACGGGACGCGCCUAGAAAGGCCAAGCUCAAAACGGGCACGCAACUGUUGGCGAUGGGCGACGAGGAGGUGCUGGGCGACGGCACACGUCGAACGCGAGUGACGUGGUCCCUGGCCGACGAAGGUUGCGUCGGCUGGGUCUCGUCGAAGAACUGCGCGCCGCUCGCCGCGCCGCCCAUAGUAAUCGACGCCGCGCCGCCGCGGACGCCGCCGCGCCGUUCUACGACGUGGCUCGACCGCGCGGCCGCCGCGUCGAGCGGGAGCCCCACGCGCACGCGGCCCGACGCGCUCCUGCUCGAAGGCAACGCGCGCUUCCUCGAGCGCUUCUCGCCGGAAAGACGCGCCUACCUCGACCUCAAGCUGCGCGUCGCGGCGUCUCGUAGAGUGGCCUUCCUCUCGACAACGGCGUCGCCUCGAUGGCGUCAAGUGGACGUACACACAGGCGCCGCGUCCUCACGCCGCGGACGCCGAGCCGCGACUCGCUCGACGAGGCGGCGGAGACGUCGCCGCGGCCCAGGGCGGACUGGACGCCAAGAAGACGACUGAAAUUCUACGGCCGGCGCCUCGCCGACGACUCGCUGUCGGAUAAUCAAAUCAAACGGCUGCGCGAGGGCCUGCUCGGCGAGUACGGCCUCAAUUGGAGGCGCGACCGCGAGCGCGACGUGGCCGCCGCGCUCGCAAAGGCCGCUUCAGAUUUGAGGGAGGGCGCCAUGGGCGAGAUCUGGCGGAGCGGCCGCGCGGGCCGGCCGACGCGGCGCCACGUCCUCGCGCGGCUCCUCCACGCCGUUUCUGUGAUCGCGGCGCCGGACCCCGCGCUCGUGACGCCGAGCCGCGUCGAGCGCGUCGCGCGCGGCCUGUCGUCGGCGUCGACGCGCGACUUGUUGUUGCUGUCGCGCUGGGCGUCUUCCGAAUUUGUACGCGCGUCGGAAGCCGUUAAAAGGUGGAGCGAGAAUGUCACGUCGCCGCGGCCCAUGCUGCGGCCCAAGUUUUUGGAGCGACAAGCUUUAGAUGCGCUCGUGUCCGUGGCCAUGACAUCGUGCGGCGCGGACGCGUCACCGAACGAUAUGAAACAUGCGAUCGCGACGCGCUUCGAUCGGAUCACGCGAAGUCGCUUGCUGGCGGAGAUGCCCGCGCCGUCCCGAAUCUGGUGCGUCUCGGACCUGCAUAUCGACGUGCCCCUGAACCUGGAGCGGUGCCUCGCGUUCGAGGCAAGACCGGACGAUGCACUAAUCGUGGCCGGCGACGUCUGCUCCGAGCCGUUGUUGUUUGAAAAGUUCUUUGGGGACGUCGUGAAGAAGUUCAAGUAUGUGUUUUAUGUGCCGGGCAACCAUGAUUUGUGGUGUUUGAGCGAAGGCGACCUCGCGUCGGAUUCCCUCACGAAGAUGUUCCGGCAGCUACUCGUUUGUGAUCGCCUGGGCGUGAUCACGCAUUCAGUACGCUUUUCGAACAACGUGUGUCUGGUGCCUUUACUAGGAUGGUACGACCCUUCAUUUGUCGACGGCGACGCCGAGGACUGGAUUUCUGGAUUCGACCCGUUUUGUCGGUGGCCCGAUUGUUUGGGGGACGACGCGAGCGUGGCGCAAUUCCUAGCUUCGCUGAACGAGGCCUCCGUGCGCUCUGUGAGACAGUUAGAAAACGCCGUCGUGCUCUCGUUCUCGCACUUUCUACCUCGAUCGUCUCUCUUCGAGGGCGCGGGCGGCUGCCGGAGCCUAGGCAAGGUCAUGGGCGACGCCCGGUUGGAAGAUCAGAUCCAGCGCCUCUGUUCCUCGGUCCACGUCUUUGGGCACUCGCACAUCGACGUCGACUGCGUUUUGGACGGCGUGCGCUACGUGCAGCACGCUUUGGGUCAUCCCGAGGAUGGUGUGAGUGAGGCGUACCAGCCCGUCGUCGUCUGGGACGCGUACUAG
Molecule: messenger RNA, 2543 nt
Organism: Pelagomonas calceolata
Lineage: Eukaryota; Pelagophyceae; Pelagomonadales; Pelagomonadaceae
Source: the annotation of a GenBank genome assembly